AUGAUGAACAACAACAACAAUGCAUCUCGAUCGAAUCGAUCCAAUUCUUCAUCGUCGAGUGAUGGAAAACUAUCCUCUCAUACUUCCUUUCAUUCUUCUCAAUAUUCAUCAAGUUCGAAUGGAAAGAAGAUGAACAUGUCUCCAAGCCAUGGUCAAAACAGUAGUCUGCUGUUAUAUCCAGCACAACAAGAAACAUGUUGGGCACAUCAUGUCCAACCUUGUCAAUCAUCAUCAUCCUUAAAGGUGGAGUCUCCCAUGUCUAUAUCACCUAUACCAAUAAAUCAUGACUCGGUGGUGGAAAAUUUGAAAGAACUACUUCAAAUGUUAAGAUUUAAAGAACAACAUCCCAAUUCUCCACUCUCUCAAUAUAUAGACUCUUCACAAGUGAUUCAUCAAAUCAAAUAUGUAUUGUCCAUGAUUCAAAUUUCAUCUGAGAACAACAGUAACUUACAACACUCCUUUCAAAAUACGUUUUUUGAAGCCAUUCCAACAACGGCGACAACCAUGAACCGAACUCCAAAUGUCCAUGCAGUGGAACAAUCGCAACAAUUUCAACCUGUUCGAUGUUCAUGGGGAAGCAAUCAUUCAGACAGUAGUAGUUUCAGUUCACAAGGUCAACAACCGUUCCACCCUCCACCGUGUCAACAACAAGUAUCUUCGACAUCAUCACAAGGAUGUUUUCCUUUAAAAUUGGAGUUAACUGAGAGAGAUUUAUUUGAAUUGUUUUUUAGUCAACACUCUUCCACCAUGUAA
This is a messenger RNA of Naegleria lovaniensis, 753 nucleotides long. RefSeq lists its product as uncharacterized. The transcript has a single exon. The coding region runs from base 1 to 753 and encodes 250 amino acids. The record is from RefSeq and is a predicted model, not a curated record. Lineage: Eukaryota; Heterolobosea; Eutetramitea; Acrasida; Naegleriidae.